GCGCAGUCGCUAGAUGAAGACACGAUGGUGCAUAUCGAGGGCCUCUUGCCGAUCCUGGUCGAGCGCGCACCGUCGGGCUUGCCUACUCACAAGUCUUUGGUGCAAACCUUCGAGGAGCUCCGCGCUCGGCGUGGAGUUUUGGGUUGCGACCCACGCUUCGUGGUUCGAAGCGCCGCGCUGGCCGCCGAGAGCUGGCGCGCAAUGGCGAAGCGCAUCUGCGACGCGGCGCCGAUCGAGGAAAUGUUCAAGAAGAGUUCCCUCCAGGAGCUCUUCAACGCGAACGAGGUUGGAGACGGGAUCGGCAUCGAGACCGAUACUGAACAAGAGAGUGACGUAGAGGUAUGUGGCGUAUGCUGCAAGUACUCCGAGUGCGCCAGGGUGACCACUCAAGAUGGUGAUUCGGAGGAGCGCGUGGGGAUCCGUCUGCAGCCAUCGGCGGCCAGAGACGCGACGCCAAAGCAGUGCUGCAGGCCGAGGGCGGCACCGAGAAGGGCAAAUUUUCAGGUUGGCGCCAAGGAAAAGGGUGGCGCCAAGGAGGGCAAGAGUGGCGGUGAAAAGGGCGAAGGUUGCAUCAAGAAGGGCAAGGGCGGCGAAUA
Molecule: messenger RNA, 596 nt
Organism: Prorocentrum cordatum
Lineage: Eukaryota; Dinophyceae; Prorocentrales; Prorocentraceae
Source: the annotation of a GenBank genome assembly